This is a messenger RNA of Symbiodinium sp. CCMP2456, 1320 nucleotides long. NCBI's taxonomy places the organism in Eukaryota, Dinophyceae, Suessiales, Symbiodiniaceae. The record is from the annotation of a GenBank genome assembly.
AUGCGAAGGUACAUCUCCAGCAUUGGGAGCCAGAGCCAAAGCCUGAACUGGAGUGAGCUCUUGCAGAGAGUAAGUACUCUUUGCAACCAGGCCGCGGAAAGGUUCCAGGCCGCCACACAGGCGGGAGAAGGGGAGGAUGAAAUGGAAGACAACACGAGUGACCUGGAUUGGAUGGUUUUGCACAUCGAGCACUUGUCCGCUUUUGUGAGUAUCGCUUCCCGGGGUGUCACCGAAGCUCCUGGCGCUGAGUCGCUGGAGUGGCUUCGUCGUGGUAUCCUUGCCUUCCAGGAAGCGGUCCGUUUGGCUUUUGCAGUAGUUGACCUCGCUGAUUCAGCUGACUGGCAGCACAAAGCCUUGCAAGGAGAUGUCUUUGCAGCAGGUUACCACCUCCUGUGCGCUGGGAGACCUCAACACCAAUUGGUUGCGGAGGCGCCCGAAACAUGGCGGAGUGGCCUCUUCGGAAGCCAAGGUAUGCUGAUGCCCUCGCCUCCAAUCUCAGGCGAGUCAGCGCCCGCACAAGCCCAACCACAGCCGGUAGAAGUGACGGAGGCGGACCUCGUACGCCUUGCUGAAGAAGCGUAUGGCCGUGCUUUGGCAGCACCUGGGGUGGACAGAGGAGAGGUGGGACUCUCUUGUGGAGAGCUCGCCUUGUCACUGGCCCGGCGUGCCCUUGCAGAUGGCCGGGAUGCCACGUCGGCUCUGCAGGGUGCAGCAACUUCGCUGCAGCUCGCAGCCCGCUUCGGCACCCGGGAGGAGAAGGCCACCGCCUGGUACAACCUCGCUUGCGCUGCUGCGUUGGCCGAGCGGCCUUCGAAAGCUAGCGAAGCGCUAAGAGCGUGCCUUGAACUCGUCUCGCCGGCAUCUCGUAAGGAUUGGCUUCGGGAGGCAUCUGAGGACCAGGUUGAGUCUUCGCUGCCGGUGGAUGAGUGCGCUGAUCUGUCCGAUGAGCUGUCCGGAUGCGCACUGAGUGCCUUACAGCUCAAAACGCAGAAGCACUUGUCGGACGCCGACUUGCCUGGCAGCUUUUCUGUGGCGCUUUCCACAGAGGAUGGCAAGGGCCACGUUACUGAAGGCGAGCAGGCCAAGCAUCAACAGCCAAAGCCCAAGGCAGAGGAGCCGCAGCACCCUGCGUCACAAAAUCGCCAGCCCCAGCUGCUCGAUGUAAGCAGGAGGUCAACGGCUGCCUGCUGCCAGUGCGCCUCUGGGGAAGUUGGCUUCUCUGCUAGCGGCGGAUGCAGCUUCUGUCAGGGGGACGUGAAGCGGACGGAGAAUGCACCUCAAUCAUGCCAUCUGCCUCUUCGCGAGAAUAUACAUAACUGA